Aspergillus puulaauensis is the source of this 252-nucleotide messenger RNA. It is a transcript of the gene dph3, whose product is annotated as CSL family zinc fnger-containing protein. Gene Ontology annotation, molecular function: metal ion binding. The transcript has 2 exons. The record is from RefSeq and is a predicted model, not a curated record. Gene Ontology annotation, biological process: protein histidyl modification to diphthamide. NCBI's taxonomy places the organism in Eukaryota, Fungi, Ascomycota, Eurotiomycetes, Eurotiales, Aspergillaceae. Bases 1 to 252 code for a protein of 83 amino acids.
AUGGCUGACGACGCUAUCUCUAUCUAUGAUGAAAUCGAGAUCGAAGAUAUGACCUUCGACCCGAAUAUUCAAAUUUAUCACUAUCCAUGCCCAUGUGGCGACCGCUUCGAGAUCGCAAUUGACGAUCUUCGAGAUGGCGAAGAAAUAGCUGUUUGCCCGAGCUGCAGUCUAAUGAUUAAAGUUAUUUUCGAUGUGUCCGAUCUUCCCAAGGAAGACAAGCAGCAGGCAUCAGGCGUUUCCGUGAAAGCAUAA